Ipomoea triloba (trilobed morning glory) is the source of this 2264-nucleotide messenger RNA. RefSeq names its product O-fucosyltransferase 23. Gene Ontology annotation, biological process: pollen-pistil interaction. NCBI's taxonomy places the organism in Eukaryota, Viridiplantae, Streptophyta, Magnoliopsida, Solanales, Convolvulaceae. The transcript has 4 exons. Bases 778 to 2103 code for a protein of 441 amino acids. The record is from RefSeq and is a predicted model, not a curated record.
UUCUAAAAAUCUAAAUCACAAAACAUUUUAGCUCAAGACAGCCAACGCUAGUUCCAAGCUUUCAUCCCAUAUCGCGGACGCCGACUGGCGACUGGCUGCGAGGCGUGCGAGCGACGGCGAGAGGCGAGAGCAGCUGAGGCGCUGAGCUGACUGCUGACCGGCGAGACGGCAGACGCGAGGAAGCCGACGGGCGACGGAGCACGGAGGCACAGAGCACAGGCUUUUCAGAUUUCAAUUUCCGAUUAGCGAUUCCGGAUUCCGGUCAGGGCCUCACUUAUUCACGCAAAUAAAAAAAACCGGCCCUGCUGCCGUUGCUCACACCCCGGUCUUCGCAGCCAUCGGUAUUUCAGAUUUCGACAACAAGUACGCUAAUUCAAGAAGGGACUUCAUUACUUCUUGCUUGCAAGGUGUCAUGAUUGCGAUGCCUCUUUGCUUUCAUCUCACAAUAAUCUCACCCCUCCUUUGCUUUUCCUUCCAUGCAUAAUCAUCGUUCUCAUCCUUCCCCAGUUUUCCUUUUUCUCAGAGUAAGGGAUUAGAAUUGAAAGGAUAUAGAGAAAAAGGAAACAUCGUUUUUGUUUUCUUGGAAUCAACCCUUUUCUUCCUCGGUGGUUCUUUGAGUGUUAGUAUUGUACACUCAGAGAAAAAAGGGAUGGAAUUGUGGAGGAACAAGAAGUUUUGAAUUGAUUUGAAAUGUGGGAUUUCGGUGCUAUAUUGUGCUUAAGAUGGAAAAAUUGUUUUGAAUGAUUUGGUUUUUGAGAAGUCAAGUUUGAAUCUCAAAUGGACAUAUCAAAUCGUAAACAUUUGAGAUUCUUGGGGCUCCCUCUCAAUUCUCUGGCAUGCAAAUGUGUAGCUCUGGUUGUGAUUGCUUUGGUCCUUAGAGCUGUUUUGCUACCCAGAUUAUAUGAACUUGGUGGGCUCUUUGAACAGAGCAAGUUUUUAGUUGCCCCUAACGUCUCUCUUCUAUCAGAUUCUGAGUCUUUGAUGGAAAAAUCGAAAUUUUUGGAGGUACCACAGAUCAUAUGGGGAUUGAACAAUCAAAAAAUUGCUUUUGCAAGAGCUUGUUUGACUGCAAGAAUGCUGAAAAGGAAACUGUUGAUGCCGAGCUUGAGUGCUUCACUUUUCUACAAAGAAGUUGACCUCUUGCAGCCUAUCUCAUUUGAUAAGGUCUUUCAAUUCGGAAGCUUUAAUUCGCGCUGUUCUGAGUUUGUCCAAUUGGGGCAUUAUUCGGAGAUUUCUAAUCAAAGUGAUGUAGUUGAGCUUCAAAAGGGACUUGGGAGGAGGUGGACAGUGGAGAAAGAUUUCGAGCAAUUAGUGCAGUUCAGCAAGCAACCAUAUGAUCAGUAUGAAAUUGUCAAGGUAGUUGGAAAGAACCCGUUUUUGUGGCAUGAUCACUGGCCAGCUAAGGACUACGCUAGGGUCUUUGAAUGCUUAGUUUUUGUAGAACAGAUAUCAAAAGAAGCCGAUAAAGUUGUUUCUAAGAUCAGAGAUGUUGGCCGAGAGGCAAGGCAACAGAUGGGGUUGUCUCAGCCCGUGCCUUAUGUAGCCGUUCACAUGAGAAUAGAGAAAGAUUGGAUGAUUCACUGUAAGAAGCUGGAGCAGAGAUUAAAUAUCAGCGAAAUUUGCAGCAGUAAGGAAGAGAUCAUGGAUAGAGUCCGUAACAUUAUAGGCCUCAAAAUCCCAAUGGUUAUUUAUCUCGCGGUUGCUGAUAGUCUUCUCGAAGACAAUUCUAUUUUGAAUGGCUGGAAUGAAGGUUUGCUUCCAUGUGAAAAGAAAAAAUUGGGCGUUGUUGAAAUUUACAAGAAGCAUCCAUACCUUAUUCAAUCCGCUAUAGACUAUUUGGUCUGCCUAAGGUCUGAUAUCUUCGUAGGAAACAGUUUCUCAACAUUUUCUAGCCUUGUGGUUCUUGACAGAACUCAAAAAAUGAUCGAAACAGGUGAUGCAAACAUGUGUGGCGUGGACACACAUUGGCCAUCGUUUGCUUAUAAUUUAGCCGGGGAGUCUAAUGGCCCUCGUGCAUGGGUGACAAAUCUGUCAGAUUCAAGCUUGCAGUCGAUUAGCUAUGGCUCUAAUCAUAUCUCCUGCUCACUAACUUCCAGGUUAUAGUUUCAUGGAUAUAGUGGCAUUAACAUUUCUUUUAGAUAACACUUGUUCUCUGGAAAUUAUGUGUAAAGAAUAUAUACAAAAUUUGAAAAUAGCAUUUUGAUUGGGGUAGUUUCUAUGUGAAACUGUAUACAAUCUGUUUCCUUUUGUAGUUGGCUAUUCCA